GCACCAGCACCUGUUGAACCCUGAAAUUAAGAUGGACAAAGGAAAAUAAGAUUGUCGUCGUUGAUCCCCAGUUUCCUUGCAUGUCAUCAUCCUCUGGCUCUGUUGCUGCAUGGGAAAUUCAUUUAAUUUCUAUUUCCCUCUGAUCAAAUGAAAAGGGAAAAUAACAGACCCGAGGAGAUAGCAGACGCAACAAUACAAUGGGAUCCUAUUAUUGCCUGCUGUAGCCCAAGGGACUGAAGGACUAAAAAGGGAUAUUUCAGGGGCGAUUACAAUAAAAUCUAGUGACUUAUAUUGCAUCAAUAUAUUGCGGCAAUGUUGGAAUAUUGGACUUGUCUGAUUUCUCUAAAACAUGAACAAAAAUGCAUAUAUCCCAAACCCGUGAGUUGCGAUAAUGAAUGAGCGCGCGCAGUCCGUCCUGUUAUUCCCAGAGGUGGCAGAUUUGCGCCUAGUCAGUGCUGAUGCUGACACGCCCCCUGCCUGUCACGAGGAAGAGCAGGUAGACAAAAUGGCUUUGCUGACGCAGGACUUCAAUGGAAAUAUACCCGAGAUGAAAGAUCCAGGCGAGAAUCAAAACUUUGGGUACCAGUGUAUUACGGAGACUAAUGGACCACUUGUUGAAAUGGACAAUGGUGUGGUGGGUCUUAGAUGUUAUAAUGGUAACCCACCAAGGAAUGGCUCAGUAAAUGCAAAUGCAGAUCAAAUGCAUGGGUCAGCCAUGAAUGAGAAUACCCCAACCCCUCAUCUCAACAAAGAGCAGCACUGUUCAAUAGAGCAGGAGGAGAACUGCCGCGCGCAGGCGGACGUGGCGCACAGCAUGGGCUCUUCCCUCUUCUGCCUGGAUGACGAAACGCAAACACAUAGCGCCCCUCUCGUGCGUGAAGUCAGCCGUGGAGCUGUGAAAGAUCAGUGUCAGAUUUGUAAAGCGAGUUCCCAGGCCGGGCAGAGGGAGGGGAGCUCUGCGCCUGUCACCUAUUGUAUCAGCGCAGAAGCGCAGCCAGCACAUGAGCGCGGACAGACAGGCAGUGCGGGACAGACGGCUGUGCCGAGAGAGAGCGACUCAGAAGCUACACAGGGAAACCAAGCACCGCAGUCCAGGCAGGAAGGAUGGGGAUGUGGAAACGGCGUAUGUGCUUCCGAAGAGGAUACUGAUUUAGUGAUUGAAGUGUCUGGAAAGAAACUUGAAGUGCAUAAAGCCGUUUUGUCUGAGAAAAGUGACUAUUUCAAGGCGCGGCAGUCCCGAGACGUAUUGCGAGUGAAGGGGGUGAGUUUUAAGACUUUGACAAUAUUGGUGGAUUACAUUUACUCAUCCCGAAUGCAGGUUAGUAAGGUUAAUAUUGUAGAGGUCAUCACCGGGGCUAAAGUGUUACAAAUCCCCUGCGCGGUUCAAGCUGCUGUCGAUAAAAUGUCGGAGCAGAUUACCGCUGAGAACUGCUAUGAGAUUUUGACAAUAGCCAAAAGGCAACGUCUCGGUGAAUUGAAGGAGAAAGCCUACAAGCACAUGAGUGACAAUUUCUUGGAAAUACUGCGGGAUCCCGCUGUCUAUGGGCGUUUGACGGGAGGAGAGAGAGAGCUGAUUCUCACUAUGAGAAUGGAGGGAAAGAGGGCGUUGAUGGUGGCUGAAAUCAACGAGGUGUAUGACCGCGCCGGGAGCAGACCUCCAAGCCGUGAGAACAGUCGCCCUCAGAGCCCUCUAUCGAUGGUGUCCCUGGAGGAGAACCAUGUGAUUUACUAUUACAACGAGGAGACAAAGGACUGGAAAGUGCUGACGAAGAUGCCGGAUGAAAUCAACACAAAGGGCUCUGGGAUAUGCACCAUGUACAAUUACCUAUUCGUAGCAGGUGGAAUCAAAGUUCAGGGCGACAAAGGCAAGGUCUCAGACAAGGUGUUCUGCUACAACCCUCUCACUGACAGCUGGAGCGAAAUACGACCGCUCACCCAGGGUCGGUCUCAGCUCAAGCUGGUGUCCAUGGACGGCUACCUGUUCGCAAUCGGAGGGGAGUGUCUCUUCACCGUGGAGAAGUACGACCCUCGCACGGACAGAUGGAGCCCUGUAGCACCGCUACCAAAAGGGGCGUUCGCUGUUGCGCAUGAGGCAACGACAUGCAAUGGAGAGCUGUUCGUAUCCGGAGGCUCUCUCUUUUAUCGUCUGCUAAGAUAUGACACUAGAAGAGCCGACUGGGAGGAAUGCCCGUUCAACAACAGCAGAAAGAAAUCCACGGACAUGGUGGCGUUCAAAAACUUCAUCUACAGGUUUGACGUCAACCGUGACUAUGGCGUCAACGUGUUCAAAUAUAACACUGUGGUGAAAAUAUGGCAUGAUAGUGCGUCCCUGGAGCAGACCAACCCCUUGCCCUUUCGCUGUGCUGUCAUUGGCAACACUAUUUACUGUGUGAACAAGUCCCAAACAUUGCAGUUUGUUGUGGAAGAGGAGAAUGAACAGUUUUUGCCUGAGGCAGAAGCACUCAAAGCACCUGGAGAGGCUAAAGGUGCCCUUGUUCCAUUUGUUCUGGCUCUGCCCAAGACAGCCUGAGACAGAAUAAUGCACAAUAAUUACCUAUUUUUGGAGAAUCACUAAAAGCGUCCUCAGAAAUGUUAUAUGAGGACAAAAUAUGUUGUGUUUGAUAAAAGACUGUGAUAAGAAUGACAAAUUAAAUCAUUUGUCCAUUUUCAUGAACAGUAUUUGUAACUCCUACCAGAGGACAAUAAUAUUGUGACAGGCUUCUCUUAUCUUGCCUCUAUGACUGUACACUUCAACAGUUCCACAGAAACAAUGUAGCCUACUGCAUAGACCUAGGUGAUAUCAAUAGGCAGAACCUUUUCAUCAAAAGCACUGCCAAAGCAAUAUUUAUUCCCAAGCAUUUAUAAUUCAACGUUAACAUAACUAUCGCAUGAUUCAAAUUGUUUUCCUCUCUAAGAGUAUUACAUGUUAUUACUAAAUGGAAACAUUACCGUGUUCUUUAUUAGAGUAGGAAUAAAACGUGUUGCAAAGCAGCUGUUGCCAAAGGCAGCGGACACAUAAACAAUGGGAGAUCACAGGGAUCUAAGAAUAUAAAUGGAUUCAGUUUUGAUAUAAUAUAACCUAGCUACUAUGACCUUAUUACAGUGAAUGAUAGAACAUCCCACCAUAAGGUAAAGGAUUUGAAGCAUCAAGAAACCUAUUUGAAUGUCUACAAAAGUCUGGUUUGAGUGACUAUAUUGUCUAUUUGUCUGUGGCCUGGAUAAUGACAUAUCUUUUUCACAUUACUGUAAGUAUGGCAUCUUUAGGUGGACUUGUCUUCGAAACCCUCUCAGCCCUGAUGCCCUAACCACAGGCGGACAGGCUCAUUCUAGAGCUGGGCAUAUUGACCGAUAACGGCAACUCUCCAAAAUGUGCUGAGUUAGGCACUAAAGAUAUUUGUGAGAUUCAUGUUUUUUUGGCAGUGCAACUAGACACCUUAGUGUUUCUUUUAUUAUUAUUAUUUUACACUUUUCACCCUUGCUCGUGGCGAUUGCGCAAUAGUUUAUGAAUCAAUCCAUCAAUGGACAGCAGUUUGUGAAAUGAAUGUACUCGACGGCAUGUUGUGAAAUUCACAUUUGGGAUAGUUGCUGUUGCUGCACAGCUUCCUUUUAUAGUGCCUGGAGAGGGCUAAGGCUGUUUACAGCAGGGCCAGGGCUUUGCUCCAAUGUGUGCUUUGCCUUGUCACCCAGUCCAGCCAGCAGGGACAAAGAGAGGGUAAUUCACUCAAGCUUCAAGGGGAAAAGACUCACUGUGAAAUGAGAAUAUGACCCUGUCUGCCAGUGAAUGAAAAUCCAAUUGUGUUACACACACACACACACACACACACACACACACACACACACACACACACACACACA
Coregonus clupeaformis (lake whitefish) is the source of this 3855-nucleotide messenger RNA. Its product is annotated as kelch repeat and BTB domain-containing protein 11-like. The coding region runs from base 392 to 2530 and encodes 712 amino acids. The record is from RefSeq and is a predicted model, not a curated record. The transcript has a single exon. Lineage: Eukaryota; Metazoa; Chordata; Actinopteri; Salmoniformes; Salmonidae. Gene Ontology annotation, molecular function: protein binding.